Molecule: messenger RNA, 1218 nt
Organism: Aspergillus pseudonomiae
Lineage: Eukaryota; Fungi; Ascomycota; Eurotiomycetes; Eurotiales; Aspergillaceae
Exons: 4
Coding region: 1-1218 (405 amino acids)
Source: RefSeq, a predicted model, not a curated record
AUGCUUAGUCAUCUGAUAACCAAAAUCCCUGAUGCCAUCAAUCAAGACAUUACUAUUCACAGCAAAGCGCUCUUAACCCUACCCAACGGCGAUUGCCUGGCCCCAUAUACAACUGUCUGCCGUCGAUGGCAAGCAGCUUGCGAGCCAUUCAUCUACUCCAAUUUAAUCGUCUACAGCGAUGAAACCCAGAAAGACGACCAGAGAGGGAUUUCUCUGGUACAUUUUCAAAGACUUAUAUCAGGAGCCGGCGCUAUAAGACGAGCCUGGAUACAGAAUCUGCAGUACGAUAUUCUAGUACCAUUCGAACUGUUAGACUGGACAACACGCAAAAGAGAGACAGACCAAUACAGGAUAGCUAACCCCGUCCGAGAGGCAAAUAACCGGGCAUUUCAGACAGCUAUCAUUAAUCUAUUUGGCAUCCUUGGUCAAUGGGAUCGGAAUAACCGUCUCUCCCUAGACCUAGGGCUGCGAGGCCGCCGAGUCGGUGAAAACCCCGCCCCGGAGCCAAACACUUCAUAUUUCGACAUUGCUGGGGACUAUCGACACGAUUUUAAAACAGGGCGCACCGAUGCAGUUCCACCGUACCGGGCGCGCUUCCACAAUAAUUAUGCAUCUGUUCUGGCUUAUGCUUCCUGUGUUGACAAGCUUUCUUUUACCAAUAGGCGGAUUGCUUUCUUUAAUGCUCGGGGAGAACAUAGGCAUCGGUACCAUCAAAUAUGGGCCGGCACAGUGGCACAGAUUGUUCAGCACUGUCCGACUGUCACGGAACUAUAUUUGAAUCUGGAUGAGUGGGUAAGGCCAGAUCAUUUGGAGUAUAUUAAAGCCCCCUGUCAAUGGCUCGCCCUGCCCACAGCUGAAUGGCAAGAGGAAAUAGACGAAAUAGAAGAUUGGGAAGAAGAGAUCUGUGAUUACGAGAGUGGAUGUGUCGAUCGAUCCAUCAAUGACGAUGAACAGUUCCAUCGCUUCUUCAUUUCUCUAGGUUACGCGGCCCGGUAUAUGCCCCGUUUGAGAUAUAUCCAAUUUAGUCUCGACCAUGGACCAACAACAACCUUCAGCUUCAGACGCGACUUGGACCCUAUUACUGCUGAGUGGCUCUCUGAAGCGGACCCGGAGUAUCGACCGGAUGAACGGGUUGCGAAGGCCUGGGGGUUUCGGCUUGAAGAUAUAGAGAUUACGGGGGCUUGGGAUAUGGAAUCUGUUGUGAGGUUUGCUUAUUGA